AUGGACCAAAUUUGGCUUAAUCUGCUUUUUCUUUCAGGACUGCUGUCAUUAACUCUGUGUAUACAACAAGAGUAUAUUCUGAUCGAGCAGGCUAUGACGUGGGAAAAUGCACAGAAUUACUGCAGGACGCACCAUAUUGACCUGGCCACCGUUCAGAGUGAUGAAGACUGGACGCGUCUGCAAGAAGCUGCAGAUACGUUUUCUGGCUUUGCCUGGAUCGGACUGUACAAGGACAUCAACAGCUGGCGCUGGUCCUGUAACGAGGAAAGUCUGGUGUUCAAGUCCUGGGCUUCGGGUCAGCCAGAUAACUACUAUGGAGGAGAGGAGUGUGCUGCAAUAUAUUAUAAUGGAGGCUGGCAAGAUUUCGCCUGCACCAUCUCUUAUUAUUUCAUGUGUUAUGAUGUUUUCACAGGAAGUGCAAACGCAACAGAGAAAAUGGUUUUGAGCACGACUACAAAGACAUGGAUUGAUGCUCAGGAGUACUGCAGACAUCAUUAUACAAACCUGGCUACCAUUAGGAGUCAAGAAGACAAUGAUGAGAUAAUCAAGUUGAUAUAUAGUUUGCAGGUUUUUGUCUGGAUUGGAUUGUACAGAGACAAUUGGAAGUGGUCAGAUCAGGCGAACAUCACUUCCUCAACCCAAAUCAUUACUCAGACAUUUAGAGUGCAGAGCUAUGACUGCAUUGGUGCAAAUAUUUAUCCUCGUACACUUGAAGACUGGACAUGCACCUCAGCUUAUUACUUCUGCUGUAACACUGACUUUUACAAAUUAAAGCAGACGCUGAGCAAUCAGGACGUCACGAUGGAAUGGAGGACGCAACCCAACGGGAAAGUCUUUCAGAAGAACAGGACUGGACAAAAACAUAGUGAAGCAAACACUACUCGUGUUUGUUCUUCUUUGGGGUGA
Sinocyclocheilus grahami is the source of this 906-nucleotide messenger RNA. RefSeq names its product macrophage mannose receptor 1-like. Lineage: Eukaryota; Metazoa; Chordata; Actinopteri; Cypriniformes; Cyprinidae. The transcript is spliced from 5 exons. The coding region runs from base 1 to 906 and encodes 301 amino acids. The record is from RefSeq and is a predicted model, not a curated record.